Messenger RNA from Uranotaenia lowii, 1288 nucleotides. RefSeq names its product homeobox protein orthopedia B (gene lms). Gene Ontology annotation, molecular function: DNA binding; DNA-binding transcription factor activity, RNA polymerase II-specific. The coding region runs from base 84 to 1262 and encodes 392 amino acids. The transcript is spliced from 2 exons. The record is from RefSeq and is a predicted model, not a curated record. NCBI's taxonomy places the organism in Eukaryota, Metazoa, Arthropoda, Insecta, Diptera, Culicidae. Gene Ontology annotation, biological process: regulation of DNA-templated transcription.
CGGAUUAACACAUGUUAGCAGUAGUUUGAACGCAGGAUUGGGUGUUUAACGGCAAGAGUUAAGUGAUACGACUUAGAGGUGCCAUGAAAAUGGAUACUACAAUGAAUUCAAACACUGGAAAACCUGUGAAAGUGAAGAAUAAUUUUACGAUUGAACACCUGUUGUCAAAACCGGAUAGCUUCAAGCCAGUGCAACUUGAGCAUAGUGAUAUGGGUGUAUUCUCGGGGUUGCAAAGUGAAACGAGAGAUCAGUACCAAGGAGCUUUAGACAGCGGAGAAAGAAUCGAACAUGGCGCCGGGUCCCAGACCUUUAUGGAUUGUGCAAAUUCACCGGAGUCCAGCUGUAACGAAGACACUAUGGAUAAUUGCAGUGAAACGGCCUCGGAGGAGAACAGCAUGGGAACCAACGACGAUCGCAAGAAACGACCGAGGACGGCGUUUUCCGCUGCCCAGAUAAAGGCGUUGGAGACGGAAUUCGAGCGUGGAAAAUAUCUGUCAGUAGCCAAGCGAACGGCUUUGGCUAAGUCACUGCACCUCACCGAGACGCAAAUCAAAAUUUGGUUCCAAAAUAGACGAACGAAGUGGAAACGAAAAUACACGGCGGAUGUGGAACAACUUGCCUCACACUACUACUCACAACUCGGGAUCGGAAACUUUGCUCGUCCGAUGGUGGUUGGAGAUCGUUUGUGGUUGUUCAGCCAAACACCAACCGGUCCAUCACCGGUUCAAUCGUUUCUGUUAAACAAUCAACCUGCCCUCGGUCCAACACAUCCAGCUAUGAGACAGUAUCAGUCCCUGACGCCUUCAACUGCUGGCACACCAACCUUCGCUACUCGACCUAGUAACGGAUACACGGUCAACUAUCUCCACAAAUCUCCGCCGAUUCCAACUCAGACAUCGUCCAGCUUCUUCAACCGUCUUCCAGUCGGCUUCAAACCGACCACCGAUGAAUCAACUAACUACUACAAAAGCCCUCACGAAUUGGUAGACAGCUACUAUGGACUACCAAAGUUUGGCCCAAGUGAGCUAGUAAAUAGCGGAGAAAGUCCACCGGUCGGUUCCGGCUCUGGGAUUGCUGAUUUGGAGCGUGCCUUCGGAAAUCCCAGCGUGCUUCUAGAUGGCCAGAGCUCAACAGCUCGCACUAUCGUACCACCUCUUGAGCACAAUCUACCUAGUUCGACGAGCCGAAAAAGACUCAGGGAGGAGUCGUCGGUGGAUUCAUCGAGUGAAAUUGACUGUGAAGAAUUGGACGAAAAAGACUAAAUGUAAAAUGCUGGUACCUUAAUGCC